Molecule: messenger RNA, 1077 nt
Organism: Candida albicans SC5314
Lineage: Eukaryota; Fungi; Ascomycota; Pichiomycetes; Serinales; Debaryomycetaceae
Gene: KRR1
Product: ribosome biosynthesis protein
Exons: 1
Coding region: 1-1077 (358 amino acids)
Cellular component (GO): nucleolus; small-subunit processome
Molecular function (GO): RNA binding
Source: RefSeq, a predicted model, not a curated record
AUGCCAUCUACUCAUAAUCGUGAUAAACCAUGGGAUACCCCAGAUAUAGAUAAAUGGGCUCUUGAAGAGUUCAAACCCGAACAUAAUGCUUCAGGUCUACAUUUUGCUGAAGAAUCAUCAUUUAUGACUUUAUUCCCUAAAUAUCGUGAACAAUAUUUAAGAAGUAUAUGGAGUGAUGUGACUAAGGCAUUAGAUAAACAUUUUAUUAAAUGUGAAUUAGAUUUAGUUGAAGGAUCAAUGACUGUUAAAACCACUACGAAAACGUUUGAUCCAGCUAUGAUUAUUAAAGCUAGAGAUUUAAUUAAAUUAUUAGCUAGAUCAGUUCCAUUCCCUCAAGCGGUGAAGAUAUUACAAGAUGAUAUUGCUUGUGAUGUUAUUAAAAUUGGUAAUUUCGUUGCUAAUAAAGAUAGAUUUAUCAAGAGAAGACAAAGAUUAGUUGGUCCUAAUGGUAACACUUUAAAGGCAUUAGAAUUGUUAACUAAAUGUUAUAUAUUGGUUCAAGGUAAUACUGUUAGUGCCAUGGGUCCAUUUAAAGGAUUAAAAGAGGUAAGAAGAGUUGUUGAAGAUUGUAUGAAAAAUAUUCAUCCGAUUUAUUAUAUUAAAGAAUUAAUGAUUAAACAAGAAUUGAGUAAAAAUCCAGCAUUAGCUAAUGAAGAUUGGUCAAGAUUUUUACCAAGUUUCAAAAAGAGAAAUGUUGCUAGAAAGAAAAAGACUAGUAAAAAACUGGUUGAAAAGAAAGUAUACACACCAUUCCCACCUGCUCAACAACCUAGAAAGAUUGAUUUACAAAUUGAAAGUGGUGAAUAUUUCUUAGGUAAAAAGGAAAAAGAAUUGAAAAAAUUACAAGAAAAACGUUCGAAACAAGAAGAAGUGAGUGAAACUAAACGACAAGAAAGAGCUAAAGAUUUUGAAGCUCCAGAAGAAGAAGUUUAUGAAAAUAAACUCUUGAAAAAGGAAAAGAAAGAGAAGAAGGAAAAGAAGGACAAGAAAGAGAAGAAAGACAAAAAGGAUAAGAAGAAGAAGAGAUCACACGAUGAUGAAGACCAUUCACCUGAGCCUAAGAAAUCUAAGCAUUAA